UAUAUUAUAUUAUAUUAUACUAGUCGUUGCCCGUGGAAAAAUCCACGGGUUCGCCCGUCCUUUAUAUUUACCCGUCGCAACAAAGUGGAUAAAAGUAUAUCGCAUUUGAUAUUCGUGUUUCCGUAACAUCAUUUUCUAACUCAGCGGGGGGUCCGCGCAGAGACAGACAGACGGAAUACGGCUAUUAUAAUAGAGAUAGUCGUUAGCCCGUGAAAAAAUCCACGGGUUCGCCUGUCCUUUAAAUUUACCCGUCGCAACAAAGUGGAUAAAAAUAUAUCGCAUUUGAUAUUCGUGCACAUUUUAAAAAUUUCGUGUUUCCGUUACGGGAGGCGGCUUUCGCAGACAGACAGACAAAAUACGGCUAUUAUUAUAUUAUAUUAUUAUAUGUAUAAAUAUCAGAACAUGUCAUCUCAGUGAGAUUUCAUUUGAUUUAAUGAGAUUUGACAGAAGUCAAAAAAAAAAAUUUUUCUUACAUAAAGAGAUUUUUGCUAAAGGAACUGCCGCUGUUACGGUUUUAAAAUAAGCACCAGUGUUUCCUAAACUGUUUUCCUCUUAGCUCCCCUUUAAAUGAAGUUAAUGCUUGUAUCUACAGUAUUAUUAUUUUUUUCUGAAGUUCAUGAAAAAAUUAUAAGUCUUAUUUUUGUGUGUAUUCUUCUUUUUACUAAAAUCUGAAGUUUCCAAAUUGAGGCUAUAUAUAGCAGUUACGUACGGAGCGUCAUAUCUGCCAAAAAUCGCACCACUACUUUCACAGUUUCUUUAUGACGUCCUGCGGAUCUGUAGGUGUCUAGGACGUCCUGCAAACUUCUAGCACGUCCUAAAAAUAUCUAGGACGUCCUGCAGUCCUCUAGGACGUCCUACAGGGUGUCUAGGAUGACCUACGGGACUCUAGGACGUCCUACGGGGCUCUAGGACGUCCUACAGGGUGUCUAGGAUGACCUACGGGACUCUAGGACGUCCUACGGGGCUCUAGGACGUCCUAAGUGAAUCUAAGACGUCCUAAGAAUAUCUAGGACGUCCUACAGAUUCUGUAGGACGUCCUAGGAAUAUCUAGAACGUCCUACGGGGCUCUAGGACGUCCUACAGGUUCUCUAGGACGUCCUAAGGGUCUCUACGACGUCCUUCAGGUUCUCUAGGACGUCCUAGGAAUAUCUAGGACGUCCUACGGGGCUCUAGGACGUCCUAAGGGUCUCAAGACGUCCUAAGUAUAUCUAGGACGUCCUACGGGGCUCUAGGACGUCCUAGAGAUCGCUAGGACGUCCUAGGGAAUAACCACAUGGUUUUGUGGCGUCUACGCAUAACUAAUAAUAUUAGAAGCAAAGAAGAUUUUCUAAGCUUAUAUUUUUUAAUACUAAUGUCGUAUUUGCUCUAAUGGCUGCGAUUUCGAAUAAUGACAUUGUGACAAAUUGAUUUUAACAAGAUAUUGCUUUCCUUUGACACGGACGCAGAAAGGACUAUAUUGAUUAUGGCAACAGUGUCAGUCGAAGAAGUAAGUAAUGAGAUAUCCAAAUCUUGUGAUUUACUUUGUAGCUAGCUGCAUAGCUAUCAAAACUGAAAAGUUUAGCUAGCUAAACUGUCCUGUCUGAUCCCCCACUUUUUUGUUAUUUUAUAGAUCUGCCAAUUUCUGAUUAAAAGAGGUGUGGACAAUCCUACAGUAGAUACUUUGAGAACCAACAAGAUGGAUGGUGAAGCUAUUAAUGCAUCCACUGACAAAAUGAUGAAAUCAAUGGGUUUGACAGCAUUAGGAGAUAUCCUUGCCGUCAGAGCUUAUACAAAACAUGGUAAAGCCAAAUUAUCUGACUGUGAAAAAGAUAAAGUUAAGGCUGAAUUAGCUGCUGCCAUUAGAAAUGGUCAUGCAAUGGAGAAACCAAAUAAACUUUCAUUUACUGUAAAUGUUGGUUCGCAGAACUUUAAUGAGAGAUUAAAAAAAUAUUCUUAUGUGAAAUGUACUGGUGGGUCUAGAAAACUUUCCUUACCUGGGGACAUUACUAUGAGUGGUAUAAAAGAACAAUUGCAUAAAACCUUUUUUCCAAAGGAUAACAAUCCAGUUUUGGGUUCAUUGUCACUGUUUGAAACAUAUGUUGGUAAUUUCUCUGGUGACAAGCUAAGUGAUGAUUUGACAUUAGAGAGUUAUGUUGAAGAACAUAAUCUGAAACAUAUUCGCAUUUAUCUCAAAAUAAAAAAGAAAUCCAUUUUGUCCAGUUUGUUCACAAAGUUAAAGAGCAAUAUCUUUGAGGAUGACCAAGACGACGAUGUUUUAUUUGAAAGUCCUUUCAAUACUCAUAAAGUUGCUAAUAUUAAUUUAGUUGGUGAUGAAGAUAAUAACCGUCCUAUUCUGUUAGGUUCAUCCGUAGAACGCAAAAGAUUGAGAGAUGAAAUUGAUGAAGCUUAUAAUACGUCACUAGAGGCCGAUAAAAAGAAAAGUGAUGGUAAAAACGAAAAUAAACAACCACAAUCAUUGUUAAAUGAAACUAAAGAAAUAGAGGAUACUGUAGCAGUAAAAGAACGUCGAUUAAUUGAUAUUAUGAACAUAAGAAAGAAUCGAGUCAUGCCAGAACCUGAUCUUAGUGAGGCACAUGUCACAAUAUCCAUACGCCAUCCUGUUAUAGGAAAUAAAGCACGUCUAUUUCAUGAUACUGCUAAAUUUACUCAGGUGUAUGAUUGGGUUGGAGGACUAUCUUUACAGCCAGAACAUUUUACCUUAAUCAAUUUUGAUCGACACAAAGUUUCUCCAGAUGAAAAAGUAUUCUCUGGCAUAUUUAAUGUUAAUGAAGAGGAAACACCAACACCUAUGACAACAGGUGGAACAGUUGGGUUUCGUGGUUAUGCUACAAUCACUGUAUCAGAUGAUGACGAUGUUGUUCCACCACCUGUUGCUGAACAAAAGAAUUAUGUUAAUGAUAAUCUUGUUGAAAAUAGGAAUCUUCAGUCAGAAAUGUUGUUGGAAUACAAAUCUGGUGAAUCUAAAAAAAAAUUUGAUAGCCUGCAAGACUUUCGUGCAAAUGAACUAUCAAAGCUAAAUAACUCUACUUUGUAUUUUGAUAUUUCCAGAGAUAAUGUGUACCAAGAGUUAAUUGAUAUUUACAAAAAGCGUGGAACUAUUUCACAUAAAGCUACAUUUAGAUUUAGUGGCGAGGAAGCUUAUGGAGAUGGUGUUACAAAGGAUUGUUAUGCUGAGUUUUAUAAAAAACUUUUUGAGAAAAUGGACGGUGUUAUGGAAAAAGUACCACUUGAUGACUGUGUUGAUGAAGAGGAGUUGGAAAUAAUUAGAAGUAUUGUAAACCAUGCUUUCAUUCAGUAUGCUAUUUUCCCUUUGCAACUGUGUAAAAGCACUGUGAAGAAACUUUUGUUUGAUCGUGUUGAUAAACAACAAUUACUAUGUUCCUUUCUCAAUUUUGUCAAACCAUAUGAGACAGAAACAAUAUUGCGAUUUUCCAAAGAAGAAGAGACAAGUGAUCAACCUAUAGUCGACGUCCUUUACAGUUAUAACGUUUUCGAUAAGCCAAAAACAAAUAACGUAUUGGCAUUAUGUUUGAAAGCUGCGAACACUGCUUUGAUAAACAGACCAUAUCUACCAAUGAAAUAUAUUGUUAAAGGUAUGGGGUCAUUUUGGCAGAAAUUGAGUGAAAGUAUGAUUGAUUCACUUUAUUCAACUUGUACUCCAACUGCAGAAUCACUAAUUGAACAGAUUUUUUUUAAUGAAACAUGCCCACAGGGCCGAAUAAUCAGCACAUAUCUUAAUCGCUAUAUUAGAAGUUGUACAAAAUCAGAGUUGCUUUUAUUGGUUGGAUUUAUAACAGGAUCGUCAAGUUUGUUACCUACAUCUUCAAUAAAAGUUGAAUUUGUUGAUCAGAAUCCAAAAUGCUUGUAUCCUCUAGCGAAAACAUGCUUCAAAAUUUUAAUCCUACCAGUUCAAUUUCGAUCAUUUACGCAAUUUCAAACCAGUUUGAAUGUCCAUUUCAACAGCAAUGACCAUUGGUCUGUGUAUGAUGGUUUAAGUAUUCUUGAUUGAUUUUGAAUUUCAUACUUUUUAGAUACACUCUGUUUAUGUGAACACACUUUUUGUUCUUAUUGAGACAAUAUCUUUUUAGUCUUUUACGAAUCUUUUUGUUAACUUACGGAAAAGAGUAUGUUAUUUUUUAGUCUUUAACAUUUAUUUGUUUAAAUUUUCAUACAUAGGUUUAAAUAUUUGCUUGACACAUUGUGUAGUAUCUUUAC
Molecule: messenger RNA, 4215 nt
Organism: Hydractinia symbiolongicarpus
Lineage: Eukaryota; Metazoa; Cnidaria; Hydrozoa; Anthoathecata; Hydractiniidae
Exons: 2
Coding region: 1676-4009 (777 amino acids)
Molecular function (GO): ubiquitin-protein transferase activity
Source: RefSeq, a predicted model, not a curated record